AUGGACGCGAGACAGAAGAAGGAGGACGAGGUGGUGCACCUGCGCCGGCAGAUCGGCCCACUGCCCGCUGCGUCGUUCAUUAUCGGCACGGUGGUAGGAAGCGGUAUCUUCAUCGCCCCAAAGGGAGUUCUGAUGAACAGCGGGAGCGUGGGCCUCUCGCUGCUCGUGUGGGCGCUCUGCGGGGUGCUCUCCUUGUUUGGGGCGCUGUGCUAUGCUGAACUCGGGACUACUUUCACCAAAUCGGGGGGCCACUACACUUAUCUUCUGGAGACCCUUGGUCCACUUCCCGCCUUUCUACGCCUAUGGGUAGAGUUCCUCUUCAUCAGGCCGGCAGUGGCCUCCUAUGUGUCGCUAGCUUUCGGCCGCUACGUGGUGGAACCCUUUUUCACCCCUUGCGAUGCCCCAGUUUCCCUCAUCAGAUUGGUCAGCCUUCUGGGAGUGACAUUCGUGGUGGCCGUCAACUGCUGGAGCGUGACGGUGGCCUCUCGCACGCAGGUCACCUUGACCUUCAUUAAGACCUUUGCUUUGGUCCUCAUCAUUGUUCCAGGCAUCAUGGCGCUGGCAAAAGGAAAGACUGAGAACUUUCGAAACGGCUUUGAGUUUGAGGCAUUGACGCUGGACAGGCUACCGCUAGCUUUUUACAAUGGCUUAUACGCGUACGGAGGAUGGUUUUAUCUCAACACUGUGACAGAGGAAGUCAUCAACCCCAACAGGACAAUCCCGCUAGCCAUCAUGUGCUCCAUGGUGACUGUGACGGUCCUCUACGUGCUGGUCAACGUGUCUUACUACACCGUCAUGACUCCCGCGGAGCUGCUGCAGUCGGACGCUGUGGCGGUGACGUUCGCCAACCGCGCGCUGCAAGGCGUGUCGACCGUCAUCCCCCUUCUGGUGGCGCUGUCUUGCCUCGGGGCGCUCAACGGGGGUUUCUUUUCGGCACCAAGGAUGCUGUUUGUGGGAGCCAGGGAAGGACACUGGCCCCCCAUUUUCUCCAUGAUUCACAUCCGCAGACAUACGCCACUGCCUGCCGUAUUGUUUCUGUACCCGUUGGUGGUGCUGAUGCUCGUCACUGAAGAGAUCCAGCAUCUGAUCAGCUUGGCCUCCUUCGCGCGCUGGUUCUUCAUCGCCUUGGCGACGCUGGGGAUGCUCGUGCACCGCUUCCGCUUCCCUGACAUCCCUCGGCCUUUCAAGGUUCCUCUGGCGGUAGCAGUCACCUUCACCGCGGUCUGCUUCUUCAUCGUGGGUUUGUCGCUCUACUCGGAUCCCUGGAACACGGGGCGUAGCUGCGCCCUGACGCUGACCGGCGUCCCGGUGUACUACGUGGCCGUGCACCGCUCCCGACUGCCGCCCAGGUGGAGACGCGUCUUCGAUUACUGCGGCGAGAAGCUCCAGAUCCUCCUGGAAGUCGCCCAGCAGGAAGUCAAGACCUACUAA
Nerophis lumbriciformis (worm pipefish) is the source of this 1431-nucleotide messenger RNA. The record is from RefSeq and is a predicted model, not a curated record. NCBI's taxonomy places the organism in Eukaryota, Metazoa, Chordata, Actinopteri, Syngnathiformes, Syngnathidae.